This is a messenger RNA of Coniosporium apollinis CBS 100218, 1707 nucleotides long. RefSeq lists its product as uncharacterized. The record is from RefSeq and is a predicted model, not a curated record. Gene Ontology annotation, molecular function: medium-chain fatty acid-CoA ligase activity. Bases 1 to 1707 code for a protein of 568 amino acids. NCBI's taxonomy places the organism in Eukaryota, Fungi, Ascomycota, Dothideomycetes. Gene Ontology annotation, biological process: fatty acid metabolic process. The transcript has 5 exons.
AUGUCACCCACAAGUCGGCCGUCCUUUCUCACCGGCCCAACCGAUCCAAGGCUGUGGAAUAUUACACUUGGUGAAAUGCUCAAGAAGCAAGCGGACACAGGCCCAUCACGGCAAUGCCUUGUCUUCCCCGAAUUCGGUCAGCGUUCAACAUACAUGCAAUUACACAAGAGAAGCUUGGCUGUUUCGAAGGGCCUCAUAGCAUCUGGCAUUCGUCGGGGAGACAAUGUUGGGAUAUUCGCCGGAAACAGUCCCCCUUACGUGGAACUGUUGUUUGCAAGUUCUCAUAUUGGGGCUGCGUUAGUCGUCUUCAAUUGCGCAUACACAUCAGUGGAACUCAAGGCUGCCAUUGAACACUCCGGCAUGUGCUGCAAAAUCGUCUUCACAGCUCCUACCAUCGGAAAACUCUCCAACGAUCUGGCAUUGGAUAUGAUUGCUGACGAAAUAUCGGCCCACAGCUUCUCCGAGCUCGAAGAAAUUAUAAUGUUACGGCCUGUUGCCUCAAGGACAUUCUCUAGCUACGAAGAUUUCAUCAGUCGUGGCAAGAGCAUACCCGAUUCCAUAUUGCAGGCGCGAAGGAGGGCAGUAAGCCCAGAUGACGUUUGUAAUCUUCAAUUCACGAGCGGCACGACUGGCAACCCCAAGGCUGCGAUGCUCACUCAUAACAACAUCAUCAACGAUGGCCGUUUCGUCGGCGAUCGUAUGCGGCUGAAGUCAAGUGAUAUCAUCUGCUGCCCACCACCACUAUUUCACUGUUUUGGUCUAGUUUUGGGACUCCUGGCUGCACUCACGCAUGGAAGUAGCAUCGUGUUUCCCAGCGAAACAUUUAAUGCGGCUGCAACCUUGCAGGCUGUUGUAAUGGAGCGAUGUACAGCACUGCAUGGAGUUCCGGCAAUGUUUUCAGCGCUACUAGAACUUCUGGAGCCUAACAUGGACUUUUCGAAAUUAAGGACAGGAAUAGCAGCGGGAGCACCGGUGCCCCGAAAGAUGAUGGUCGACCUUCAGGAGACGCUAAACUUGCGGGAGAUCACCAACACAUAUGGGAUGACCGAGACAUCGCCCGCAAGCUUUAUGACUUUCACGGACGACCCGGUCGAGAAACGCUUAUCGACAGUAGGAAAGAUCCUCCCUCAUAUGAAAGCGAAGAUUGUCGAUGCAAAAGGCGAAAUCCUCCCCAUCGGCUGUCGAGGUGAGCUCUGUGUCGCUGGCUUCGCUCUCCAGAAAGGCUACUGGAGAAAUCCGGAGAAGACUGCCGAAUCCAUGAUCACAGACGACGAUGGAAUCAGGUGGAUGCAUACAGGCGACGAGGCGGUCUUUGACGAGGGAGGCUAUUGUCGUAUCACGGGACGCAUCAAGGAUAUCAUCAUUCGAGGCGGCGAGAACAUCUUUCCCCUCGAAAUUGAAGAAAGACUUGUCCAACACCCAUCCAUUGUACAAGCAAGUGUCGUCGGCAUCGCAGAUAAUAAGUAUGGUGAGAUAGUGUGUGCGUUCCUUCAGCACCGGUCGGAAAAGAAGAGGCCAUCACUAAAGGAGCUUCGCGAAUUCGUGCGACUAACUUUAGGGUGGCAUAAGGCGCCUAUGCAUGUUUUCUGGCUUGCUGAGGGCGAAGACUUCCCGAAGACAGGGAGUGGGAAGAUCAAGAAGCAUGAUUUGAAGGUACAGGGUGAGCAGAGGGCGAAGCUGGAGAGGUUAGCCAAGUCGAAGUUGUAA